Messenger RNA from Pseudogymnoascus verrucosus, 384 nucleotides. RefSeq lists its product as uncharacterized. The transcript is spliced from 2 exons. The record is from RefSeq and is a predicted model, not a curated record. Lineage: Eukaryota; Fungi; Ascomycota; Leotiomycetes; Thelebolales; Thelebolaceae. Bases 1 to 384 code for a protein of 127 amino acids.
AUGAAGUCAUUCGCGAUUGCUGCCUUGAUUACCAGCCUUGCUGGGGCUAUAUUAGCAACCCCAGUCCCAACGGAGCAAGCAAGGCAAGCCCAUGGCAUCUUUGGUUCAGGGGACAACCUCAUCAACAGCCCGUUCGAUAGCGCCGCUUGCAUUGUAAGCAGCAUCACUGGAGGUAGCAAUCCCCGAUGCCAUGGCAAAGGCGAGGCUAUAACACAAGACGGAGUCCAUUACACCUACACAUAUGACACCAAUGAGGACGGUACCCUCAAAGUCACCAUUACCCGCAAGGAAGGUGGAACCUGCACCUACAACCUUCGAGCUGAUGGCAACUAUCUUCAAGCUGUCAUUAAAGACGCAGCAGAGAGGUGCAUAAAGGAGAAAUAG